AUGGCCGAAAAGGAAGUUCCCAUUUUGAUAUGACAAAUUAUCAAGAUUUAUCUGGCUUGAUGCAGAUCAAACAGUGUUAUAAAAAGCCCAAUAUUUUGCCAUAAUGAUCACAACACAUAGAACUCGAUUUGAUAAGUGCCUGAGCUAGUGAAAUAGCAACUACUGUCUGAUUACAUUGACAUACGCUACCAAAGGAAGAGAAAAUGUUUGGACAGCAGAAUAAGACGCUAUUUGGCGGAACGAGUUUUGGUGGCAGCACAAGUAAGUUAGGAGGUACAUUUGGGGCAGCGACUCCCUUUGGUCAGAGUGCGAGUACAUUCGGCACUCCAGCAGCAUCGGCCUUUGGUACUCCAGCUGCCUCAACGAGUAUAUUUGGAGGCACCACCACAGGAGCUGCUGGUACGGGCAGUAUUUUCGGAGGUGGAACCUCAACAUUUGGGCAACAGCCUGCGAGUUCAAGUACAGGAUUUAGCUUUGGAAGCACCGCCACCCAGCCCUCCCUGUUCGGUCAGACAACCACUGCUAGUCAAUCAACUGGACUAUUUGGCACCCCAGCUUCUAGUGCCUUUGGGGCAAAGACACCAGGAUUUGGAACAACUGGCACUGCCAGCACAUUUGGAGCCCAGCCUGCAUCUACAGGUCUAUUUGGUGCCAGUACAUCGACAGGGGGAACGUCCCUGUUCGGAACUCAGACCACGAGCGCUGCAACUACGGGGACAAGUCUUUUCGGAGGCUUCUCCGGUGCGACUGCCCAGGCAGGCACAGUAGUCAAAUUCAACCCAACCAAUGGCACGGAUACCAUGUUAAAAAAUGGCGUAUCCCAUAAUAUCAGCACGCGGCACCAAUGCAUCACUGCUAUGAAAGAAUAUGAAGCCAAGUCACUGGAAGAAUUACGAGUAGAAGAUUAUCUAGCAAAUCGUAAAACUGCACAGCCGGGUGCAACCCAGACGUCGGGUCUGUUUGGUGCCACUACUUCUCAGCCAAGCACAGGAUUCUCGGCGUUUGGACAAACUGCAGCCGCAAAGACAACACCCUUUGGCACUUCAUCUUUUGGUGGCACCACUGGGACUAGUUUAUUUGGUGCAACGCAACCAGCGGCCAGCGGAGGUAUGUUCACCCAAACGAAGCCUGCAUUUGGUACUGCAACAACGUCGGCGCCAUCUUUCAGCUUUGGGGGCACAGCAUCUACUGGUUCGUCCUUGUUUGGUCAGAGCACGCAACAGAAGAGCUUGUUUGGCACUGCGACGACCCAAGCUGGGAGUUUAUUUGGUGCAGCAGCCGCAGCAACAUCGACUGGGAGUACUGGGUUUGGAUUUGGUGCAGCCACACCUCAAACAAGUGGGAUAUUUGGUGCAAAGCCUACGGGCUUCGGUGCCGCUACAACUACGGCAGCUACUGGCUUCCAAUUUGGCCAACAGGCUGCUGGCACGUCGAUGUUUGGUAAACCAGCGGCAAGCAGUUCAGGAUUCAGUUUUGGUGGAACUGGAAGUACUUUCGGUCAAGCAACCACUGGGACCAGCCUGUUUGGUGCCAAGCCAACUGGCUUGGGAACAACAACAGGAUUUGGCACGACUGGAUUUGGAGCCGGUCUAGGGACCACUGGUCUUGGCACAGGAUCAUCCCUCUUAGGACAACAGGCCAAGCCAUCAUUCGGGUUUGGUACCACUGGUAGUACCCUUGGUGGGACGACGGGGUUUACUGGUUUUGGUGGAGCGGGAACAGGCUUGGGUGCUGGAACUACAGCAACACUGGGACAAACUGCUGCAGGUGCAGGGGCAGGGCAGCAUCAACUUCAGCAACAGUUAGUCAACUUGGUCCAGUCACCCUAUGGAGAUUCGCCUUUGUUCAGAAACCUCAAACAUGAUAUCAAUAAAGAAGAGAUUUUGAAGCCGACCAAUCCAGCCGCCCAGAAGGCCGCCCUGUCUGCCGCUACACAAUUUAAGAUCAGCAGUCGACCCGUUGCGAAGAUAAAGCCCAAGUCACUCCAGUCUGUUAAUGGCAAGGCCCAGCUAUUUGACGGUUUAGAUGAUGAAGAAUCUACGUAUGGAGCUGACACCUUCAUCCCAAGAAAAAGCAUCAAGAAACUUGUGAUUAAGAACCACUCGCCAAACAGAGACAUGACGCUGCCGCUGGCGACCAAUGGCCUUGAUGAUUUUCCAACCGGCCCACCAGAGGGGGUUAAUGACUUCUUCAAGCCGACGAGUGAUCGCGUUGGUAGUUUCGAUAAUGGCAGUGACGAUGGUCCUCCGGACACAGUCAUCCGAGGACAGAAGAAUAUGCAGUCAGUGCAUGAACCCUCGCCGGCCAGGAAUCAGUUGGACGACACAAUAGAACUGCUUAACACACGCAACAAGGCUUUACGCAUGAUGAAUUCUCUGCAGACGAGUAGUGCCGAUGUGACAGACGCCAGUAUCAUUGAUGCAGAUGAUGAUGACGAGGACGAGAGCAGGAGUUCUACUCCUCCCCCACAUCCAGCUGGCAUCGUCCUACGGCGUCCUGGUUAUUACACAAUCCCAUCCAUGGAUGAACUUGCUGUUACGACAGAUCAAAAUGGUGAUUGUAUUGUAGAGGAUUUCACGGUUGGGAGAGAAGGAUAUGGCUCUGUGUUUUACGCAGGAAUCACAAAUGUUGCUGGCCUAAAUUUAGAUGAGAUAAUUCAUUUCCGUCGAAAAGAAGUGACCGUUUACCCAGAAGACGACAGGAAGCCAUCUGUUGGUGAGGGACUCAACAAAAAAGCCGAAGUAACCCUGGAUUGCGUCUGGCCAACUGAUAAGACAACACACAGCCCAAUCAAGGAUUUAACGCGGUUGCAGACCAUGAACUAUCAGUCGAAAAUAGAACAUUCUACUCACAAACUUGGAGCAAAAUUCAUAGAUUAUCGUCCAGACACUGGGUCUUGGGUGUUUGAGGUGAAACAUUUCUCAAAGUACGGUUUGAUCGAUGACUCGGACGACGAAGGCGACAACGCACAGAUUGAGAAGGACCCAAAGAAACUCAAACAGAUCCUGGACGAGACGCAAAAACAACUGGCUGUCCAGCGUCAACAAAUCCAGGUGCAGGAGGAGCAGAAGAGGCUGCAGGACCAGCAGCAGCAGGCUACCCUCAAUGGCGUCCUGAAGAACGGGCAGCAGCAGGUCCCCAUGCAACAAGAUGAUGAGGAUGAUGACAUGGACAUGGCCGACAUCACCCGAGAACGCAUGCCAGAGGUGGAGGAUAGCGAAGAAGACAAGGAGGUUGAGACUGUUCCUUCGUCACAUAGGUUGGCCCACAGCUUUGGUGUGAGUGCCCAGAGCAUGCAGGUCAUGAAGGCGUCAUUCUUUGGGGACGAGGAUAUUGAUGAAGAGAUCGCCUUCAAACCUCAACAUGAAGUUCAAAAGGAUAUCCGAGGACCACGACCUGUGUCGCCUAUUUUCAAGCACCUUCAGAUUGACCGCUCAAGUUUAUUUGGGCCGAAGACAACAUCUCACAUCCAGUCACCUCGUCCUGCCAGCCCAAAACCUAUGUCCAGUACGAAGGUCAAGGUACCAAGUAUGACUUCAGGUCUAUUCUCACACUUGCGGUCAUCAUCUCCCCCAAGAAUUAUUGCCACGCCAACCCCGUCGGACCAUGCCCUCCUCCCGAGCGGCAUGCCCCAAGUCGAGAAGAUACAGACGAUAGUAGCCACGAAUAUUCGGCAGAAAGUCAUUCCAUUGAAAAAAUCCCUCCUUCACAAUAAGCAACAUAUGAUCAUGGAUGCUGCAUCAUUUAUGAGUCGGUCGUUCCGAGUUGGCUGGGGACCGAACUGGACCCUAGUUCAUGCAGGACAGCCAAUUGGUGCCGUAGAGAAAGCCACGCCUAGUUUUCCCUCCAUCCUACCAUCCUCGAAGCCACAAGAUGUCAGCCGCGUCGGGGAGACACCAUACAAAGUCACAUUAGAAAAAAUCAACUUCACUCCAUAUGCUGAUAACAAAGAUCUAGUUUUAAGAGCUAACUAUGUGAAGUCGUUGUCAAUUCAUUUGAAACACAGUCGCUUGGAUGUCGACGGCGAGUUACCGGUGUUUGCCCCUGAAGAGGGCGUGGAAGCACUUCAUGAAUAUGCUAAACAACUGGAGGAAGAAAAAGAAAAUAUAGGUUCACAUCCAGAUGCUGCGUGUGUCCAUCAUACAAGUCUUGUAUGGGAUCUGUGUGUUGCUCUCUGGGGCGAUCUACCUCUUUAUACUUUUGAUGACGAUACCGACCGAGACAGUUAUGACUAUCGCAUGGCAAGAAGAAAAGCAGUGUCACAAUGGUUAUCAAAAGCUGCCAGUGAAACAAUAGAACAAGAAGUCAAAGAUGCUAAUUUUAAGGGUGACAGUCAUUUAAGUGCAAUAUUCAGUUGUCUGAGUGGAGGUCAGAUCCCAGAAGCAUGUGAGAUUGCAGUUAAAGCAGGCGAUCACCGCUUAGCCUUGAUGAUUUCACAGACUACAGGCAAUCAUGUAUUCAGGUCCAUGCUGAAGAAACAGUUGACGAAUUGGCAUGAAACUAAGGCUGAUCAGUUUAUGGAUCUGGAGCGUUUGAAAAUCUAUGCCCUCUUGGCUAGCUGCAUGGUCUGGGAUACCUCGGCCCUGACCGUCAAUGUCUGUGAGGAUAUGGACUGGAAGCGCGCCCUAGCAAUUCAUCUCUGGUAUCAUUGUGUUCCAACCUCGACUAUCUCCGAUGCUGUGCACGAAUAUGACUGUGCCUUCAAAGGAAAGCGUCAAACAAGUUACUGCGGCCCUCCACACCCUCCGUAUUUAGAAAAAUUCAAAGACAAUGUGAAUUCAGUGGAAUCUAGGGCAGACAGACGUACCGUUAUUAGAGACUGUUGCUACCAUAUACUGAAACUUUACGGUCAACGCUCACAUCGUUUAGAGCGUAUUCUUGCCCCGACGACUUCGACCCCGAGUCACUUAGAUCAUCGACUGAGUUGGCAUCUUGCCAAUGUGCUACAGUCGCUGAGAUACGUUCAUUUGUCGGAACAGCACCAUGCGAUGUUGAAUUCGGAGUUUAUUGCACAGUUGGAGGCAGAGGGUUUGUGGGAAUGGGCGGUGUUUGUUGCACUUCAUGACGAGAAUAAUGAGAGACGAGAACAUGCAGUCCACACUUUAUUAUCGCGUCACAUCACUUUGCGGCAAGACUCCCGACAGAACACAAUAGAGAACUUCUUGGUCGAGGAAUUACAUGUACCGAAACACUGGCUACAUGAAGCUAAGGCUCUCCGUGCCCACUAUGAAAAGCGUCAUCAUGAUGAAGCCUGGCACUUACUAAAGGCUGGACACUGGAACAAAAGUCAUGUUAUAGUCAUCAGGCAUAUUGCCACUGACUGUAUUAUCAAUGAGGACUUUACGGAGUUGAAAAGAUACCUUGUAGAAUUAGCUGCUCCUGAACAUGCUGCUAUCAUCAAAGACUGGAACGUGGCCGGUGGAAUAUUCUACGAUUUCAUCAGAAUCACGGAAAAACUGGACGCUCUAAAAAAGGGAGAGCCAAGAUUGCACGAAUUAGAGCGUCUGCAUCCUGAGGUGAUUUCCUUGUGCAACAGGAUCGGUAGCCUCGAGUGCCGCUCCGCCAGGGACAGGCUGUGCCAGUCGGAGAUGUCCAAGAGGACGGCCAAUCUCCUCCAGGUGUUGCUCAUGUUGCAGGACACAAAUGGAUACCAGGCCCGCCAGAAUCAUGUACCUGCAAGAUUGCUCGCCCCACAUGUUGGGAGGUUGCCAAUGCCUGAGGACUAUUCUCUCCAGGAACUGCGUAAUCUCACAAGGAGUUACUUGAUUGAGAUGACUAUGUGAUUACACUACUGCAGCAGGUACUUGUUUUUGCUGGCACAAUACAUAAGUUAUUGCUAUGUUUGUGCUGGAUUUAGGCCUAUGCAUGCGCACCUGCAAGCCAAACAGUGAAAAGGCUUAUAGGUCUUAGGGACCAGUCAGGAAGUCAUGGGUGGUGAUGUGAAAUGUUUGCUUUGGCAAUCUGGCAGAUGGCAUAGGACCUAAGGGACCAUCUCAAAAUUGAAAAUAGGAGGGUUGCAAAUGACCUUGUGUUGUAUGUGCUUGGUAAAAUUGUUUGGAAAUAUUUGGAAAUCAAGGUAUUCCAGUUGUUAAUAAGUAUCAGUUAAUAAUGAAAUGACUGAGGCAAACACUUGUAUUUGCCAGGUCGUCUUUGACCAAUACGCAGUUUCUCCAUAAAUCCCAAAACUUUAAAUGUCACAUUUCCCUGGUUUAGUUCUUCUUCAGUUGAUUGUGUUUACUAAUUUGUUUGUUUCUACUUUAUAAAAUUCCUGGGGUAUUACUAUAAAAUGCCUGUUUGUGGCUACGUUUUGGGUCUCAUUCAUAAAACCUUUUAAGAAAUGUACAUUUUUAGAGCUUUGGCUGUAUACAAGGCUUGAAGGCAAGGAUGCUUGAUGCUUUAAAUAUAAUCAGUCAUUUUGCUGCAAAGAAGUACACAAUAGUCAAAUUCUCGGGUGAGAAAUGAAAAUCUUUAGACAAUCAGCUCUUUCUGUCGUCUUGAAAUCUAUUUUAGCAGUUGAAGUUUCAAAUAUGUGGUAAGGUUUUGGUCUCAACAAAUGCCUAAUCCUUCCCCUCCGCAUCUUUUACCUGAAUUAACGUUCACUCGUAAGAAAAGUUUGGGUUUUACAGUUAUCGUAUUCGAAAUAGUUGAUUUAAUCUUCUUAUACUUAAAUAGUGUUAAAUAGAUGUUUCUUUUAGAUAAUGUUGUGUCCCUAUCCAACUCUGUAUCGAACAGAUUGCAUUUCUCCUGUGAAGAACUUACCAAAAGCCCCGGUCUGAGUUUUUCUGCUUCUUAAUCUAAUCUUAAUCAGUUAAUUACCAGUUAUUGAGAUGUUCCUGUGACCAGCUGAGAAAUGGAAAAUGACAGUAGAGGUCAUACACUGGAAUUCAAAUUCACCUCUUUCCUGGUCCUGAAUGAAGCACUUUACCAUUGUUGUAUAAAACCAUGUUUUGUGUGCAUUGUUGUACUGUUGAAUGCACAUGUACAGAUGUAUGUUGGGAUUGUUUUGAUGGGUGACGGAAUUAUUUUUAUACAAAAUAAACACAUUUUAGUAACUUUGAAAAUCACUGCCAGACUUAUGUGAUCUAUUAUGAAGGAAGGUUGCCAGAUGUCUUUGAUAAAAAGCUCAUUGUUUAGUUCACUGAUCUUCCACUAGGGGAGUAGAGGAGGUUAUUUGGAUAGAAUUGACAUUCAUAAUACCCCCAUUAAAGGCCUCUGAAUUAUGUUGAAGAAAAUUUGUAAAGUCUUUCCUUAAGCCUCCCAAGUUAUGGUUCGUGUACGUAUUAUGAAUUUACUUUCCAUAGGAUGUUUGGAGGUAAACGCACCAAAUAAGGAAAUUUAUUUGGAGGCAUCUGGCAAGGUCAACACUUUUUAGCCCUGUUGUACAACUAAUUUUUUUGGGCUUGGUCAUUCUGUAAAAUAUAAGCUUGAUUCCGAUCUGGUAUAAUAAUUGAUUGCAAUCCGAUCAUGCUUUUGCUGUAUGUUAAAUGCACUCAUCAACUUUGUAAAAAUAUAUUUGAAAUAAAAUACAGUCCUUAAGUGUAAA
Lineus longissimus is the source of this 7543-nucleotide messenger RNA. Its product is annotated as nuclear pore complex protein Nup98-Nup96-like. Gene Ontology annotation, molecular function: structural constituent of nuclear pore; RNA binding. Lineage: Eukaryota; Metazoa; Nemertea; Pilidiophora; Heteronemertea; Lineidae. The coding region runs from base 204 to 5783 and encodes 1859 amino acids. Gene Ontology annotation, biological process: post-transcriptional tethering of RNA polymerase II gene DNA at nuclear periphery; telomere tethering at nuclear periphery; protein import into nucleus. Gene Ontology annotation, cellular component: nuclear pore; nuclear pore cytoplasmic filaments. The record is from RefSeq and is a predicted model, not a curated record. The transcript has 31 exons.